Messenger RNA from Penicillium mononematosum, 561 nucleotides. Its product is annotated as pre-rRNA-processing TSR2 family protein. Gene Ontology annotation, cellular component: nucleus. The record is from RefSeq and is a predicted model, not a curated record. The transcript has a single exon. NCBI's taxonomy places the organism in Eukaryota, Fungi, Ascomycota, Eurotiomycetes, Eurotiales, Aspergillaceae. Bases 1 to 561 code for a protein of 186 amino acids. Gene Ontology annotation, biological process: maturation of SSU-rRNA from tricistronic rRNA transcript (SSU-rRNA, 5.8S rRNA, LSU-rRNA).
AUGUCGACACCUUCAACGAUCCAACCGGCCACAGACGCCGCCUCUCACCUCGACCUAGCCAUCACCCUCACACUCAACAAUUGGCCGGCGCUCUCACUAGCCGUGCAGUCAAACUGGGGCGGCCCGAACUCAAGCGAAAAGCGGGACUGGCUUUGCGGUGCAAUUUCCGACAUGCUGGCCGAUAGACCCGAGACCGACGCCGUGGACCUGGAGGAAGUACUUAUCCAAGUGAUGAACGACGAGUUCGACGUGGCGGUGGACGACGAGAGCGCUGCGGACGUUGCGGACCUGAUCAUGGAGCUUAAGGCGCAGACGGAUCGCGGAGAGUUCGGCACUAUCCAGCAGAUGUUGGAGAAAUUCCAGAAGAAGAGUCAGAAUCGCUCUGCUGCGGUUCAGUUCCAGAGGGUUGAGGCUGCGGAUGAGGAUCAGGAGACGGAUGAGAGUGAGGAAGGGGAUGUUGAGAUGGGUGAUGCACCGAACUUGGUGCGGGCUCCUAGGGAGCGGGCUGAGCCUGAGAUUGAUGAUGAUGGGUUUACGAAGGUUGUUGGAAAGAAGAGGUAG